Necator americanus (New World hookworm) is the source of this 1728-nucleotide messenger RNA. RefSeq lists its product as uncharacterized. Gene Ontology annotation, cellular component: nuclear envelope; nuclear lamina. NCBI's taxonomy places the organism in Eukaryota, Metazoa, Nematoda, Chromadorea, Rhabditida, Ancylostomatidae. Gene Ontology annotation, biological process: nuclear pore localization; protein localization to nuclear envelope; nuclear envelope organization. The coding region runs from base 1 to 1728 and encodes 575 amino acids. Gene Ontology annotation, molecular function: structural constituent of cytoskeleton. The transcript has 14 exons. The record is from RefSeq and is a predicted model, not a curated record.
AUGUCCGCUCGUAAGACGAAAGUGACACGUUCGUCGGUACCGAUCCGCAGUGAGGUCAGCUUUAGCGGUAGUUUCACUGGGUCAGCUGGCGAAGAUUCGUUCCAGUCGAUCCUUGAAAGCAGUCGCUCACAGGAGAAAGAACAACUCACAGGCCUCAACAGCCGUCUCGCUACCUACAUCGAUAAAGUGCGUCAGUUGGAGGCCGAGAACAACCGCCUCACCGUACAGAUCAAGGAUAUCGAAAUAGUUGAGAAGAAGGAAAGAAAUAACCUUGCUGAGCGUUUCGAUGCUGAACGGGCUCGCCUUCGCAAUGCUCUUGAGGAUGCUCGCGAACAAGCCGCAAAGUAUGCUGUUGAGCGUGACUCGGCAAUGGCUGAGCAUGAGCGUCUCGCAACGAAGGUCGCCAAGCUAGAGAGGGAUCUGAAGAAGUCAGAAGAGGAUCGUCUGUCUGCGUUGUCCUUGGCUGAGUCGAGCACUGCUAAGCAGAAGAACAUGCAAAACAGGCUUGAUAAGGCAGAAGGCGAUGUUGCUGAUCUCGAAAAGGAGCUCGCUCGUCUGCGCAUGCAGCUUGCAGCCUUGCAGAAGAACCUCGAAGACGAAAGCGUCCUUCGUGCAGCUGCUAACGCUAAGAUCCAAGCGCUGACGGAGGAUUUAGAAUUCCAGAAGAAGCAGCACAAAUCGGCUCUGGAAGAAGUGCGCCACAAACGACAAGUUGAUAUGACCACAUACGCCAAGCAGAUCAACGACGAGUACCAGUCGAAGCUUCAGGAUCAGCUUGCAGAGAUGCGUGCCCGUUUCCAAGCUCAACUUUCUGCUAGCAAGGGUGCUUUUGAGGAGGCUUACAAGAACAAGCUCAACGAUGCUCGUGAACGUGCUGAAGCUGCUCACGAUGAGGCGGCUCGCAUGCGCAUUCGUGUACACGAGCUGGAGAAGAGCGGCAGCACCCAUGAUUCUGUGAUCGAGGGGCUCCGUCGCGAGCUUGCUGACGUGAAAGAUGAACUGGAUCGCGCCAGAAGAUCAUGGCAGGAAAGACUCGAUGGAAAGGAGCUGCGUAUCGCUGAGCUGAACCGCGAGAUCCAGCGUAUGAUGGAUGAAUUCCAUGAUCUGCUUGACGUGAAAAUCCAACUUGACACUGAGUUGAACACUUACCGAAUGCUGCUUGAAUCUGAAGAAACUCGCCUCAACAUCUCUGGUGGUGGUGGUCAGUCGCGUGACAACAGCAUGACAUCUCAUCAUGUCUCCUACUCAUCUGGAAGUGGAGGUGGAGCACGUGGUCUGAAGAGAGCCAGAGUUGAAUGGAACGGCGAUGAGGAACUCGAUUUCCAUAGACUACGUCAGAAGCUCCAGAAGCACGUCGAUGGUCCGGUUGGUAUUGAUGAGAUUGACCCUAAUGGACAAUGGGUACGAAUCUCAAACAGCACAGAUGAGGAGGUCAGCAUUGCACACUGGAAGCUACUUGUUCGCGCUGGCGGUAAAGAAGUAACUUAUCAGUUCAACACCCGCAUGAAACUCGAUCCUCACGGUCACGCCACCGUUUACUCGGCUGAUUCUGGUGAGAAACACCGCCCGCCCACUGAUUUUGUUAUGAAGAAACAGAAUUGGCCGAUUGGUGACAAUCCCUCUGUACGACUCGAGGAUCAUGAAGGAGAUCUCCGAUCAUCGGUUACUUUUGAGUCGGAUGAAUCCACAGACCCAUCCGAUCCUGCAGAGCGAUGCAGCAUUAUGUGA